GUCGCGCAUUGGUGACGUCAUCAGAAUACGCCUGGAAGCGCCUGGCGAUCGCGUGUUUUUGUGUUGGCCGGUUUGAAGUUUCCCCGCAUGGCGAAUUCCUUCUCGCAGGAGCUCGAAGACCUCCUCAACCCUCUCCCCAAGUUCACCGAUCCCGAAGACGACCAUGACGAGGCCACCAAAGCCCGGGUUGUCGACACUUUCGCCGGCGACGAUGAUGCUACGGCGGACGCCGAUGACGGCGUCGGCGCCCUGCGGCGGAGUAAUGCCAUCAUGCUUGCCGAAAGCGACCGAAGGUACCUGGGGAAGGCCGUCAGCAGACAGAAGCUCUUCUUAAUGGACACGGAGCAGGACUAUGAUGAUGAUGAUGAAGAUGACGAUGAAGAUGACGAUGAUGACGACGUCUGCCAUGAUCAAGAUGACCAAGAUGAGGAAGACGAGGAGGAGGAGAAGGAAGAUGGCCCCGACGAAGAACUCGAGGAAGGCGAUGACGUCGACGAGGGGUCGGAUCCAGACCUCUCCUUUCCCGCCGGCGUGGACCUGCGCAAGCUGACGGAAGGCCCCGGCGCGAUCGAGGGCGAUGAAGGCGAGACGGAGGACGACGAAGACGAGGGGGCCGCCAUCUCCACCUUCUCCAAGGCGAAGGUGGACGAGGAGGUGGAGAAGGGCCGGGCGGUUCGCAGCCAGCUGGCGGUGUGGGAGCGGCUCCUGGAGGCCCGCAUCAAGAUGCAGAAGGCGCUGGCGAGCGCCAACCGGCUGCCUCGGCCCCACGUCCUCCCUCACUUCCGCGCCAGGGGCGACGCCCAGCUGGCGGGCGCCACGAAGAAUGCGCGCAAGGCCUUGAAAGCUCUUCAGAGGUCCCUACUGGACCUUCACGAUGGGCUCAUCCAGCAGAGCUCCGCACCGGUCCUUGUGGGGCUGGAUGAGGAAGACGACGACGACGACCACAAAGAGGGGAAAGCGCCCAAGCGCAAACUGGACAUGGCCGACUACCCCGAGAUGGCAUCCAAGCGCUUUGCCGCCUUCCGGCCGUUUUGCGACGCCACGCUGCAGAAGUGGCACGACAAGACGCGUCUGAGCUCGGGCAAGAGCGGCGGCAGCGGCAACUUCGGAGCGUUCGAGCGCAACAUUGUGACCCAGGUGGCGCAGAUUCUGAUGGACAGGGAGCGGCUGGUGCGGCGCACGCAGACCAGGCGCUCCGAGUACCGGGUCCUCGGAACCAGCGAAGAGCAGGAGCUCGCCUGCGCCGACGCUGAAAACCGAUCGGAGGAGACGCGCGAGACGGAUCAUUCGGACCGGCCGGCGGCCCCCGCAGGCAAGCCGGCAAACGACGCGGACGAGGACGUCUUUGACGACGACGACUUUUACCACCAGCUGCUGCGCGAGCUCAUCGAGCGGAAGACGGGCGGCGCCGACGUCAACCGGCAGGUGGCGGCGGGGCGCCAGUGGCUGCAGAUCCAGAAGCUACGCAGCAAGCUCAAGAAGAAGGUGGACACCAAGGCCAGCAAAGGUCGCAAGGUCAGGUUCGACGUGCACGCCAAGCUGCUCAACUUCAUGGCGCCCGUCCUGCACGACCACGACGACCUGCCGCACGAUGCCCGCACCGAACUCUACAGGGGGCUCUUUGGACUCCGCCCACCCGCCGUGUCAUCGGCCAGCGCCCAGUAACAUUUGCGCCGAGCAACGGCUCGUUUUCAUGCAACGUUGCCUUGAAACCGUUAAGACUGGACCCUACGAGAGGCGAGCAUGGCGUGUGGCGACGUACCGUCAAGUACAACGUAUAUGAGACUGCGGGUUCUAUACUAUUAAAUAUCCUCCGGCA
This is a messenger RNA of Hippocampus zosterae (dwarf seahorse), 1819 nucleotides long. RefSeq names its product apoptosis antagonizing transcription factor (gene aatf). Gene Ontology annotation, biological process: regulation of transcription by RNA polymerase II. The record is from RefSeq and is a predicted model, not a curated record. Bases 88 to 1665 code for a protein of 525 amino acids. Lineage: Eukaryota; Metazoa; Chordata; Actinopteri; Syngnathiformes; Syngnathidae. Gene Ontology annotation, cellular component: nucleus; nucleolus. The transcript has 4 exons.